AUGGACAGCUCCUCUGUGGCUCUGCCCCUGAAUGGCUCCGGGAGCCAGGAGAAGGCCGCUGGGGACCAUCUCUCCGGACGCUUCUCCACCAUGUGGACCGUCGUCCUGGCCGUCCUCAUGGCUUUGUUGAUCGUGGCUACGGUCGUUGGCAAUGCCUUGGUGAUGCUGGCUUUUGUGGUGGACUCCAGUCUGAGGACGCAAAACAAUUACUUCCUUCUGAACCUGGCCAUCUCCGAUUUCCUAGUAGGUGCCUUUUGCAUUCCACUUUAUGUGCCCUACGUGCUCACUGGCAGGUGGACUUUUGGAAGAAGCUUUUGCAAGCUCUGGCUGGUGGUUGAUUAUCUGCUGUGCACCACGUCGGUCUUCAACAUUGUGCUGAUUAGCUAUGACAGAUUCCUCUCGGUAACAAGAGCGGUGUCCUACAGAGCUCAGCAAGGGGACACCAAGCAAGCCGUGUUCAAGAUGGCGAUGGUGUGGGUCUUAGCCUUCCUGCUCUAUGGACCUGCAAUUAUUAGCUGGGAGUACAUAUCCGGCCGAAGCAUCAUACCCGACGGGGAAUGCUACGCUGAGUUUUUCUACAACUGGUAUUUCCUCAUCACAGCCUCCACGAUCGAGUUUUUCACCCCAUUCAUCAGCGUCGCCUUUUUCAACUUGAGCAUUUACCUGAACAUCCAGAGGCGCACCAAAGCCCGCUUGGAUGUGGUGCAUGAGGCUCAGAACCAGAACUUUGUGGAGGAGAUCGAAAUGAGCCCUGAAGCCAAGCUCUCCAUGAAAUGCUGCAAGUGGGAGCAGAGGGAUCUGGCAGAAACUCUGGGUGUCCCAAAAUGGGACGCCCAAGACGAAAGCAGCAAAGAGAGUACGAAUGUCAAGUAUUCGAGCACAGAGAGCUCUGGGUUUACUGGCAGCAAAGCAAAGCUUUUCAUCAAAAAGAACUACAAACACUCAGCAUCUACUCUUUCUCUAGAGAAACGGAUGAAGGUGGCUUCCCAGAACAUGAGCCAGCGUUUUAGGCUCACCAGAGACAAGAAAGUAGCCAAGUCUCUGGCCGUUAUAGUGGGGAUUUUUGGCCUCUGCUGGGCACCGUACACUCUUCUCAUGAUUAUCCGAGCUGCAUGUCACGGUCAUUGUGUCCCCGAGUACUGGUAUGAGACCUCCUUCUGGCUCCUGUGGGUCAAUUCUGCCAUCAACCCUGUCCUUUACCCCCUCUGCCACCACAGCUUCCGGAGAGCUUUUGUUAAACUCUUGUGCCCCAAGAAACUCAAGAUCCAGCCUCACAGUUCCCUCCAGAAAUGCUGGAAAUAA
Messenger RNA from Zootoca vivipara (common lizard), 1302 nucleotides. It is a transcript of the gene HRH3, whose product is annotated as histamine receptor H3. Gene Ontology annotation, molecular function: histamine receptor activity; G protein-coupled serotonin receptor activity; G protein-coupled acetylcholine receptor activity. Gene Ontology annotation, cellular component: dendrite; plasma membrane; synapse. NCBI's taxonomy places the organism in Eukaryota, Metazoa, Chordata, Lepidosauria, Squamata, Lacertidae. The record is from RefSeq and is a predicted model, not a curated record. Gene Ontology annotation, biological process: G protein-coupled receptor signaling pathway, coupled to cyclic nucleotide second messenger; chemical synaptic transmission; adenylate cyclase-inhibiting G protein-coupled acetylcholine receptor signaling pathway.